Molecule: messenger RNA, 2829 nt
Organism: Knipowitschia caucasica
Lineage: Eukaryota; Metazoa; Chordata; Actinopteri; Gobiiformes; Gobiidae
Source: the annotation of a GenBank genome assembly
AUGGCCGAGCUCACUGCUCCGUACGGACACCAGGGGGAGCUACCUCCAGAGUUCACGCCAUCAUCCACCCAAGAAGCACUGCCUAAAGACCCUCUCCGAUCAGCUCUGGACCACCUUAAAACUCUGGACCACCUUAAAACUCCAUCUCCAGAGGUCAUGACGUCAUCCACCCAAGAGAGUUCAAAAAAAGACCAGGAGGAGCGUGCACCUCCUCACUCCACACAGUCUGCACCUCCUCAACCCACAGAGCCUGUACCGCCUCACGCCACACCGUCUGAACCUCCUCACCCCACACCGUCUGAACCUCCUCACCCCACACCGUCUGCACCUCCUCACCCCCACACAGUCUGCACCUCCUUACCUCCACACGGCACUCCUCACCUGUUCCCCAGUGUCCAGGUCACACCCCUCUCUGAGAACGGAAUCGCACAGUCUCCACAAGUCGCUCCUCUUAAGGAGGAGGUGGAGGAAGCAGCUGGAGCACUAAAUGUGGUGGUGAAGGAAGCAGCUGGAGCACUGACGGAGGAGGUGGAGGGAGCAGCUGGAGCACUGAAGGAGGAGGUGGAGGGAGUAGCUGGAGCACUGAAAGAAGAGGUGGAGGGAGCAGCUGGAGCACUAAAGGCGGUGAAGGGAGCAACUGGAGCACUGAAGGAGGAGGUGGAGGGAGCAGUUGGAGCUCUGAAGGAGGUGAAAGAGGAGAAGGAGGAAGUCUCUGAGAGCAAAACUACAGAUGGCCCCAGUCUCCCCAUCAUCCAUGAACCAGAGACGGAACCUGAGUGUCCCCUGGCCCCGCCCCUGGGCCCCCGGGUUCCGGCCCCUGACUCCCUGAGUUACCUGGAGUCUGCAAGUGUAAUGUCUGGGACCAUGGAGUCUCUGAGCGGCCUAGACGACUGCAGCUCUGUGGGCUCUGACUCUGAGGUUAACGGGCUCUCGGUCAAGAGGACCGACAAAUACGGCUUCCUGGGAGGGAACCAGUACAGCGAGAGUGGGGAGAAGGAGGUGCGUGUGGAGGUGUCCCGUCAGAGGGAGAUGAAGUGGCUUGACAUGUUCAACCACUGGGACAAGUGGGUGAAGCACCGCUUCCAGAAGGUGAAGAUGCGCUGUAGAAAGGGCGUCCCAUCGUCUCUCAGAGCAAAGGCCUGGCAGCUGCUCUCCAACAGCCAAGAGCUGCUGGAGGCCAACCCCGGCAAGUUCGAGGAGCUGGAGCGGGAGCAGGGGGAGGCGAAGUGGUUGGACAUCAUCGAGAAGGAUCUGCAUCGACAGUUCCCUUUCCAUGAGAUGUUCGCCGCACGAGGAGGACACGGACAACAGGACUUGUUCCGGAUCCUUAAAGCCUACACAGUGUAUCGUCCGGAGGAGGGGUACUGUCAGGCCCAGGCUCCUGUGGCAGCAGUCCUGCUGAUGCACAUGCCUGCUGAGCAAGCGUUCUGGUGCCUGGUGCAGAUCUGUGAGAAGUAUCUGCCUGGAUACUACAGCGCGGGGCUGGAGGCCAUCCAGCUGGAUGGUGAGGUGUUCUUCUCGCUGUUGCGCCGCAUCAGCCCCAUGGCGUAUCGUCACCUGAAGAAAUUUAAGAUCGACCCCAUUCUCUACAUGACAGAGUGGUUCAUGUGCAUCUACUCCAGGACCCUGCCCUGGUCCUCAGUGCUCAGGGUCUGGGACAUGUUCUUCUGUGAGGGGGUGAAGAUAGUGUUUCGUGUGGGGCUGGUGCUCCUGAAGCAGAUGUUGGGGUCAGUGGAGAAACUGAGGGAGCUGCAGGGGAUGUACGAGACCAUGGAACGUCUGAGGAACAUCGCCCCCGACAUGAUCAGGGAGGAGGUGCUGGUGCAGGAGAUCGUGACCCUCCCCAUCACUGAGUCUCUGAUUGAGCGUGAAUAUGGCGUCCAGGUGAAGAAGUGGCGCGAGUCUCGCGGCGCACUAACCCAUGAACCCGGGCGCCGCCUGCACGGUACGCGUCACGUUUACGAGCACAAGCGCCGUGCCUCCUCCCUGGCAUCAGGAGGCUCCUUCUCCUUUCUCAGUAGCAGUGCUCCUCCUCCUGGACCUCUGCGUGCCUCCUCCUCUCUGCUCUCACUCCCUGGCUUCAGGAGGUCGAAACCCUUCUAUGCGCAGCCCAAAAAAGCCUCAUUCUCCGGGCCGAGCGUCGCGUCUCCCCCACAGUCUCCUCCAGCGAUGGGGAACAACAGCAACAAGCCUCCCCUGCCUCCCCCCAAGAGUGCACACGUCCAGAGCCCGCUGGCAUCAAGCUGCGCCAAGGGAGAGGCGCACGCUAUUGAGCCACACGCUAACGAGCAACACGCUAACGAGCCACACGCUAACAAGCCACACGCUGACGAGCCUCACGCUGACGAGCCUCACGCUGACGAGCCUCACGCAAACGAGCCUCACGCAAACGAGCCUCACGCAAACGAGCCUCACGCAAACGAGCCUCACGCAAACGAGCCUCACGCUAACAAGCCACAUGCUAACAAGUCCGCAGAUAACGCCCUCCAAGCUAACACCCUGUCGCCCAGAGUGGUCUCGGAGCAGAUCACGCAACAGAUACCGUCCCCCACGGCUAACAACGCUCCUCUGCUCGCGGCUGACCUCAAACCUGAGGAAGAGGAGGCCAAAAAGGGCGGGAAAAAGUCCAAGGAGGAGAGGAAGAAGAAGGAGGAGGAGCGCCGGCGGCAGAAAGAGAAACGUGACAGGGAGAAAGCAGAGAAAGAGCGCUCCAAGAAAGAGAGAGAGCGGCAGGAGCGUGAGAGGAAACGCAGCGGCAAGAAGAAGACAGGAGGUGCUGAGGAGGCAGGGGGUGCAGCAGGAGGUGCAGCUGCCAAAGACAGAGUCUGA